ACACUCAGUUGGAUUCAAUGUCGAGCCUUUGGGAGAGAGCAAGGAAGAAAAGCAACAUGUCCUUCGGAGACAUUAAUAAAGUUUGCACAUCAGGCGCAUCCUGGACUACAGCUGGAGCUGAUGGAAGAAGCGUCGAUGGAGUGGCCGCGUCUCAUGAGAUGGCAGCGAGUGAUCUGCCUCACGUAAAUAAUUACAGAGGCAAGAUCAUCAGCGCCGCAAAUGAACACGGUGUGCAGCCCGCUAUUGUGGCUGGCAUCAUCUCCAGGGAGACUCGUGGAGGCCGAGGGGCAGGAUUCCACAAUGGCUGGGGGGACCAUGGGAAAGCUUUUGGACUGAUGCAGGUUUCUAGCUUCCAUAAACCCCGCGGUCAGUGGAACAGCAAGGAGCACAUCAGUCAAGGUAUUGAGAUUUUCAAAGGGUGCUAUGGAGACGUUGAGAGAAAGUUUCCAAGUUGGACCAAAGAACAGAAGCUGAAAGGGGCUUUGGCUGCCUACAACAUGGGAGCACAGAAUAUGUCACCCCACAACGUGGACGCUCACACUACUGGGGGGGACUACGCCAACGACGUCACUGCCAGGGCCCAGUAUUAUGCAAACAAUGGUUAUUAAUUCUGACAUCUGAUGCUGCAGUCGGUAACUGUUACUGAUUGUCAACACACAAAAUACUUCAAAUAAAACUGUUUUGUCACCACAA
Messenger RNA from Thalassophryne amazonica, 693 nucleotides. Its product is annotated as lysozyme g-like. Gene Ontology annotation, biological process: defense response to Gram-positive bacterium; peptidoglycan catabolic process. Gene Ontology annotation, cellular component: extracellular region. The record is from RefSeq and is a predicted model, not a curated record. The transcript has 5 exons. Bases 18 to 608 code for a protein of 196 amino acids. NCBI's taxonomy places the organism in Eukaryota, Metazoa, Chordata, Actinopteri, Batrachoidiformes, Batrachoididae. Gene Ontology annotation, molecular function: lysozyme activity.